UGCUCAUCAACCGCCCAUUAAAAGCCUACAGAAGAAGCUUCCGCCCUGAGCAGCGUCUCCUGCUCGUUUACAGACGAUUAUUAUGUUAUUUAUUAUUUUAUUUAUUACCAAACAAACAGGAAGCUGUUGGACCGGAAGCGACAUUUUAAUGUGUUUAAUGUCCGCGCGUAUUGACGUCACCGCGUGAGCUCAUUAACACGAAGAAGAAGAAGAUUAAGAUUACAGGAGCUGAACCUGCUGUAGGGAGAGAGGAGAGCUGCUCGACAGGCAGGCAGGCAGACAGACAGGCAGGCAGACAGACAGACGGGGUUCCUGGCUCUGGGGUCCAGAUGGGGAACAGUGCGCUGAAGUCUCACCUGGAGACGUCCCAGAAGACCGGCGUGUUCCAGCUGACGGCGAAGGGGCUGCCGGAGUUCCCAGAGGAGCUGCAGAGGCUCACCGCCAACCUGCGGACGGUCGAUCUGUCCGGCAACAAGAUCGAGGUUCUUCCUGCCGACAUCGGGAACUUCCUGCAGCUCAAGAGUCUGACGCUCAACUCCAACCGACUGGCCUGUCUCCCCAGUGAGAUCGGGAAGCUGAAGAAACUGGAGACUCUGAGUCUGAAUGGGAACCGGAUCCAACAGUUGCCCCCCACUCUGGGCCAGCUCAAAGCUCUGCGGACCCUCAACCUGUCCGGGAACCAGUUCUCAGAGUUCCCCCCCGGACUGGGAACCCUGAGGCACCUGGACCUGCUGGACCUGUCCCGCAACAAAAUCCGCAACGUUCCCUCAGCCUUGUCUGAGCUACAGACCAUCGAGAUCAACCUCAACCAGAACCAGAUCUCGGUGCUGUCGGCGGACGUGUCCCUGUGUCCCCGUCUGAAGGUCCUCCGUCUGGAGGAGAACUGCCUGGAGCUGUCGUCCAUCCCUCAGUCCAUCCUGGGGGACUCACAAGUGUCCCUGUUCUCAGUGGAAGGAAACCUGUUCGAGGUGAAGGACCUCAGAGACCUGGAGGGCUACGACAAGUACAUGGAGCGUUUCACAGCCAACAAGAAGAAGUUCACCUGAGAACCUUCAGCAGCGAGUCUAAACCUUGGAGCGUCACCGGGGCGGGGGGGCGGAGUCUCGACUGACCCCGCCCACCACAGACCCCCUAACAGCCCCCGCCCCUCCACCCCCCUCUGCAUGAGGAGGCCUGCUGCUUCCUGUGUGAUUAAUCAGACCGACGUGAAGGAACCAUUCAACACCAGAGAAGAAGAAGGCGGAGCUGUUGGUGGUGGUCAACCUUCAGGGUGUUGCCAGGCGACAGCAGAGACUCAGGGGUGCGUUCACCAACGCUCGUCCCUUUAAACCUUUAACGUCUCUGAAACCUGAGUUCAUGAAGAACAAUUGAAUAUGUUUAAUGUUUUAAUGGAUGAAGAGCUGAUUCCCAGAAUGCUCUUUGAUUUUAUUCAUCAGGGUUCAACUGAGAAGUUUCAGCGAGAAAACACACAAAGAAUUAAUUUAACCAUAAGAAAUCAAUAUUUAACCUAAUUAAUAUAACUAAUAAUGGAUAUGAGAUAGAAAAAGUGGCUUUGUAUAAUAGUCACCGUAUAGUUAAUCAAUUAACAGAAAAAAUGUAAUUAUUAUUGGAUCAAAUCGGCUGACAGUUGGUUCUGAUUUAAACAAACAGAGUUCACAUGUAUUCAUUUCAUACGUUUUAUUAAACGUUUCCUAUGUUAUCUGAUUGAGUUCUGAUUUAAGAUUUGAUUUAUUGAAAUAAAUCAGCAGGUCUCGUUAUCUUUUCAUGUUUAGAAAUGAAGUCAAUAAAGAAGUCAUGAGGAACAACCAUAAAA
Cyclopterus lumpus (lumpfish) is the source of this 1813-nucleotide messenger RNA. It is a transcript of the gene lrrc57, whose product is annotated as leucine rich repeat containing 57. The transcript is spliced from 6 exons. Bases 330 to 1046 code for a protein of 238 amino acids. Lineage: Eukaryota; Metazoa; Chordata; Actinopteri; Perciformes; Cyclopteridae. The record is from RefSeq and is a predicted model, not a curated record. Gene Ontology annotation, molecular function: protein binding.